AUGUGUAGCUUAUUUGUUGAUAUUUCUUACUUAAAGCUCUACAAUGUAAGUGAAAGUCUUUUGACACUCGACGACGACGACGACGAAGCUUACGAGUCAUCUUUUAAUCGCAUUGAGAAUGUUUUGCUUACGGACAGGAACUGUCGGAUUAUUUUGCACAUAGCAAUAGAAAUGCUACAAUGUCAGACUAAACUAACGACGACGUUUCAAUUGGAUUGUCAAAUUUGA
Messenger RNA from Clunio marinus, 228 nucleotides. The record is from the annotation of a GenBank genome assembly. Lineage: Eukaryota; Metazoa; Arthropoda; Insecta; Diptera; Chironomidae.